AUGUCAGAAACAGCACCAGUAGCACCGGCAGGAGGAAAAUAUCUAAAUGAAACAAAUUUAGAGAACUUGGAUUCAAAAAUAAAGUUCUAUAAACAGGUCAAAGGAACGAGUGUUUACUGCCAUUUUAAUGGUGAAGGGGGAAAAUUAGGAGAAGCGAAGACCAAAUUAAAUUCAUGCACUGAAAUUAAAGGUGAAGAGGAUAAAAUUGCUAAGGGUCUAUGUUUUGUAACUUCAAAAAAGAAAGAUGCGCAGGAAGAAAUAGAACAGGCGUUUGGGGGGUAUGUGUAUGGUGUGGACGAAGCGGGCCCGGAGGACGAGGACGGAUCGGACGACUUGAACGAACGGUUUAAUUAUUCACUCUGCCAUUUUCUCUAUUAUUGGUUAGGUGACCUUGUAUGGAAAAGUAACGGGGGAAAUAAUGUGACAGAUGGUUCUAAAUUUUCACAAAUUAUGCAUAAAAUUUAUGAGGCACUUCCAGAAUUUGGUGUUAGCGAAAAUUGUACACUCCUAUACAAAGACGAAGACACAAACACUACUCACUUGGACAAAACAAUUUUUGGUUAUCGAAAAACCGUAUUUGAUUUUACCUUUGAUUAUAAAGGUAUAAAGGGAAAACUGAAGAAAUUUGACAACUCCUGUGAUGAAAAAUAUUAUGGACACUUAGACCAAGCCUGUAAAGCAUUUGAAACUGUAAGUAAAGAUUGUAAUAGCAAACAGAGUUCAUAUUGUAAAGAAUUUCAAGAGAAGUAUGAAACAGACAAGGAUCAGAACCCCCUAACCUUAGAAAAAACUGGACCACAGGAGAUAGAAGGAUCUUCAGGGAAAGUUAAUAUUUACAAAAACAUUAAAUUAGAAUUAAAAUAUACAGAUCAAUAUAGGCAGAAGCUCAUUGAUGAGAAGACUAGAAGUCAGUACAAUAACCACGUCAAUAACAACAAACAAACAACAUCAAAAACAAUAAUAAUAAUAGACCUGUACUUAGAUAAUUUACCCUCAAAGCAAGUGUACGACACUCUUGAUUUUCAGGAUGUCGCACCGAAGAAUGAAGGUACCUUCAACCCAAUAAAAAGUAGGCUACAGGGUAUACACGCAGAAUACCCUGAUGUGAGUACCUGUAUAGAUAAGAUUGCCAGUGCCUGGUACUAUAUAACCACAAUAAUGGGGGAAAGGGAUCCACGGUAUCCUGGACGUUAUAACUUCUUCUAUUAUUGGUUAGGAUCCAUACUGUGGGGAAAAUUGAAGGACACUAAUAAGUUCCCGGAGGCUGUGCGCAUAAUCUGCACAAAAUUACCGGAGGGAAAAGGUACAAGUGGGUGCAAAAAUCUGUACGAUAAGAUCACCAAAGAACAGUUCGACAACAUGAAAAAAUUGUAUAAUCAUUCUCAGGAUUAUGAAACUAUUAAACAACUACUAAAGCUUAAUGGAUCCCGUUGUACUGAGAAACUUAAACAAUACAUGGAUGACAUCUUCAAAACUUAUGAUAAAGUGAAAACAGAAUGUAAUGGUAAGAGUGAUGAGUACUGCAACAAUUUUGAAAGUAAAUAUAUGCAAUACUGUACUAGGGAGUUAGCAAACUUAUCAUGUUCAGAAGGAAUAAGUGCGGCAGCCACCGCCGCUGUCUCUUCCAUAUUAGGAAUAGGAGCACUACCAGCGGCUGUUUUUUUUUUAUAUAAACAUAAUCUUCUACCCUCCUGGAUAAAGGACAACUUUUGGGGGGGAGGAAGGAACAAUAACGUCAACAGUAGGAACAGCAGUAAUAGAAGAAAAGGAAGAUCAGGUGGAAAGAACUGGGACACAUUAACGGACAAUUCAACAACAAACUCUACAUACGACUCAACGGACGUUUCCACAGCAGAUUCAACCAUAGCAGAUUCCAUAGAUGGUUCUACUGUAUAUGGUGGGCAACAUGUUCGAAGGACAUAUAAUGCAGCACGGUAUCAAAAGACGAAUGAACCAAGAAAUAAUAUAGCUUAUCAACGCAUGUAA
Plasmodium coatneyi is the source of this 1986-nucleotide messenger RNA. Its product is annotated as KIR protein. NCBI's taxonomy places the organism in Eukaryota, Apicomplexa, Aconoidasida, Haemosporida, Plasmodiidae. The transcript is spliced from 5 exons. The record is from RefSeq and is a predicted model, not a curated record. Bases 1 to 1986 code for a protein of 661 amino acids.